GGUAAACUGUGAUUCUCCUUCAUUAGAUAAGUGGGCUCCACCAUGCGAUAAGUACAACGUAACUACUGCCUGUGACACUUCACCCAAACUUCCUUCACUCUCCUACGCAUAGCAGAGUCUGUUCGCCAUGGCCGCUGCUGCGGACACGACAGCUGGGUACAGCUCAUGGGUCGGUUUGCUGUACAUAUUCAAUCUGAUUGUUGGGACCGGAGCUUUGGCGUUACCGAAAGCGUUCGCGAGCGCUGGUUACAUCCUCAGUCUAAUUAUUAUCGCGAUAUCUGCGUUGGCCAGUUACAUAGCAGCAACGUUCGUACUUGAGUCACUGUCUAUAGGAAAUGCUGCACAAGAACGGAAGCGAGUGGCCACCACAGAGAAAAAAUCAGCAGAUGAUUCGACUAUUUUUGAAAUUAACGAAAAGAUCGAAGUUGGCCAUAUGGCGAACAUGUUUCUUGGGAAAAUUGGAGUUAUAAUAUGCAACGUAUUCAUGGAUGUGUACCUAUUUGGUGAUCUUGCUAUAUAUUCUACUACAGUUCCAAAGUCACUGAUGAGUGUGAUAUGUGAAACUCCUACAGGUACCACACCUCCGCAUGAUAGACUGUGCAGACCUGGAUGGCCAGGCUUUUUUACUCGAUUUACAGUGUACCGCUUGUGUAUAGUGCUUUUCAUAAUGGUAACGCUGCCCAUGAUCAUCGUUGGUGUAACAAAAACGAAAUAUUUGCAGCUGACAACCACUGCCUGCAGAUGGAUAGCCUUCCUGCUCAUGAUUGUCCUGGCCAUCGUGCAGAUUGCGAGCGAAGGAGCAGAGACAAUUCCUCCACCGGCGGAUAUACAUGGAUUUGGAGCAGUGUUCGGUGUUACUGUUUACGCAUUCAUGUGCCACCAUAGCCUCCCAUCGCUUGUUACGCCAAUGAACACUAAAGCACACGUCUUCAUCAAGGUUCUAGGCGUCUACAUACUCGUACUGGCAUUUUAUGUGACGCUGUCAAUCACUGGCUCAUUUGCCUUUAAGGAAGUACAGGAUGUCUACACGCUGAACUUUUUGGUGGAUAACAUUCAGAAUGCUUGGCAAGGCAUCAAACAUUACUUCUUAGCGUUGUUUCCUGUAUUCGUCAUCACAACCAACUACCCUAUUAUUGGAUGUACACUGAUCAAUAACGUUCGCGUACUACGGGAUAUGUUAUUCUCCACCACAAAGGUAUUUACUGAAGAGCAGACGGACGCGGAGAAAGAAAAAGAAGCUAAAGCAAGUAAAAAAUUCAUCAUCAUUUCUGACAUCAUUAUUUACGUGGCCAUGAUAGGACUUGCAACAGUGAUUAGUAUAUUAACCGAUGAUAUGCUUCUGCUUACCAAGAUAACAGGAUCAUACCCAGGUGUUGGUGUCCAGUACCUUAUACCAUGUCUAUUGAUCAUUUAUGCUCGCAAAUACGCAAAGAACGAGCUCAACCUCGAUGUUCCGUCAAAAUACGCAAGUCCCUUUGCCUCAGUUAUUUGGGUUGUGAUCAUCUUUAUUUGGGCAUUACUUGCUAUCGUCAUGGCCACUUUGAAUCUAUGUGGUGUAAAAUUCUAGUAUAUUGAUAUUUUAUGCACUUUUUGCUCAGCAAAGAUGGGUAAUUAAAUUCACUGUAAAAGCAUAUUUGAAAAUCACUUAGAAAGAAGUCAUUCGUGAUAUUUCGAAUAUUCUCUGUCACUAUUCAGUGCCGUGGUAAUAUGCUUGAAUAUGUGCCUAUAUUUUCUCAGUGUCCUUGUUCUCAGCAUUCGUGUACAAGUCUUGUCGUACGUAGCAUUCAACUAGCGCACAUAUAUACGGCUGUGAUCCUCGAUUCAAUCGUCUAAUUAUGUUAAUGUUUUAUUUGAGUGCAAUAAACAUAACAAAUCCUAUAACAUUCCUAGAUACCUGUCUGGUAACAACCGUUGCCCGUACCAGAG
Messenger RNA from Cylicocyclus nassatus, 1926 nucleotides. The record is from the annotation of a GenBank genome assembly. Lineage: Eukaryota; Metazoa; Nematoda; Chromadorea; Rhabditida; Strongylidae.